Scomber japonicus (chub mackerel) is the source of this 2115-nucleotide messenger RNA. RefSeq names its product NUAK family SNF1-like kinase 1. Bases 22 to 2115 code for a protein of 697 amino acids. Gene Ontology annotation, molecular function: ATP binding; tau-protein kinase activity; protein serine/threonine kinase activity. Lineage: Eukaryota; Metazoa; Chordata; Actinopteri; Scombriformes; Scombridae. The record is from RefSeq and is a predicted model, not a curated record. Gene Ontology annotation, cellular component: cytoplasm. Gene Ontology annotation, biological process: intracellular signal transduction; microtubule cytoskeleton organization; protein phosphorylation. The transcript has 7 exons.
CCUGACAGGUGCCCAGAGAGGAUGGGCAGACGUGAGGCGGACAGUAGAGGCGCAAUGAACACCAGCGACCGCUCCGAUCUCGGUUGUCUACAGGACUCAGUGUCCGAGCGCUCUCCGAGGCUCCAUAGCCGCCGUCCCUGCAGCGCGGACAACCGGCUGGGAGACCCAGACAUAGAGGCGGAGAGCCGGGCACCGACUGCCAAAGCGCCGCCGAUGGAAGUGAAGAAGCACCAGCACAAACACAACUUGAAACACCGUUAUGAGGUGAUGGAGACUUUGGGUAAAGGCACCUACGGCAAAGUGAAGAGGGCAGUGGAGAGAGCAAGCCUGAAGACAGUGGCGAUCAAGUCCAUCCGUAAGGAGCGCAUUACUGACGACCUGGAUAGAAUUCACAUCCAGAGAGAGAUUGAGAUCACCUCCUCACUCAGGCACUCUAACAUCAUACGCUUUCAUGAGGUGUUCGAGAGCCGGGAUAAGAUCGUGAUAGUGAUGGAGUAUGCUAGCAGAGGAGAGUUGUACGAUUACAUCCAGGAAAAGAGAAGACUGCCAGAAACAGAAGCCAGAAGCAUCUUUAGACAAAUCACAUCGGCUGUCCACUACUGCCACAAGAAUGGUGUUGUACAUCGAGACCUCAAGUUGGAGAACAUCUUAUUAGAUCAAGAUCUGAAUGUAAAGCUGGCAGACUUUGGGCUUUCCAAUCAUUUCCAGAGGGGCAGUCUGCUGCAGACAUACUGUGGAAGUCCGCUCUACGCUGCUCCAGAGAUAGUGAAAGGCUUGCCAUACCAGGGGCCAGAGGUGGACUGCUGGGCACUGGGGGUGUUACUGUAUGCCCUGGUGUACUGCAGCAUGCCAUUUGACGGAGCCAGUCACACAUUGCUCACAGAGCAGAUUAGCCAAGGUUGCUAUCGCAGACCCAACCCCCCAUCAGACGCCUGUGCUCUUAUCGACUGGUUGUUGACAGUGCGUGUGGAUGAGAGGGCCACCAUAGAGGACGUGGCCAAUCACUGGUGGGUGAACUGGGGUUACGAGGAGAGUGUGUGCGACUGUCCUUCAUCUCCACACCAAGACUGCCCCUCCCCACUGUUGGCUCGCUACAUUGACUGGCAGAAUCAAGUUGCCGCUGCCAGCAGUAUGACAAUUGACCCAGGGUGCCUAUCCUCUGAGUCGUCCCAUCCAUCUCCCCACCCCUUUUACUUCAGCUUACCUCUGAAGGGCGAUCGUGGAGGAGGAGGAGGGGCGGGAAGGGUACGUGGAGGACUAUCAAGCCUCAGGAAAUCACGCAAGGAGAACGCAAUUCCCCAGACCGCACUCGGAGCGUGUGGUGGUGUUUGUGCAACAGCGGCCUCCACCGCUACGGCUUCAGCCACUUCCACCAUUGAAAGGAAGAAACCCAAGGGUAUUCUGAAACCCCAGAGGAGUUUUGACUCAGUCUUUCACAACCCUCCAAAGGAAAACUCCCCCUCCCAACCAUGUAAUGCUGCUCCCCAGCCUUAUCGAACACACACACUUGCCCACACCCAUGCUGAAGUCCUGUCCUCCAGCCUGCCACCCCCCUCUACAUUCAGUCAGCCCUCUUCUAAAAUGCCCAAGAAAGGGAUACUUAAAAACUUGUAUGGAGGGGAGUCAGUUUAUGGUUCCUCCUCAGAAAAAAGAGGCUCUGGAUCAGGAGUUAAAGAAAGUAGUGCAGGUGAUUUGUGCUCCCAUAAACAGUACAGUUGUCUCCCAGCAGCAGAACACAGCCCAACCAUGCGUACAGAGGCAGUAAGAAGAAGGAAGGGUAUUCUAAAACGUAACGGCAAGUUCUCACGUAGUCUGGACCUUCCUGAUGACCGCCACUCAUCUCCACCUUCGGCCACCACACUGUUCCCCGAGGCUCUGCAGCAGCUCCUUCAGGCCCCAGGGGGCACAGAGGGCCACCACAGCCGUCCCUCCAGCAUUGUGAGCGAGGACAGCCUCUUUUCCUCCGAUUCCUUUGAUCUACUGGACCUCAGCGCCCAAUCACGUCGCAGGAUUUUCUCCCGGCGAAUGCAGCACAGCGCAUGCAGCUCAGAGGAGGACCUGGAGGCAAACAAGGCCAAUGAAGAAGAAGAAAGGCUGAAGGAAAUGCUAACAUAA